AUGUCGAACGUCUUUUUCGAUAUCACGGUCGACGGCAAGCCUCUCGGUCGCAUUGUCUUCAAGCUGUACGACGAUGUCGUCCCGAAGACGGCCAAGAACUUCCGUGAGCUUGCCACCAGCGAACACGGCUUCGGCUACAAGGGCUCUGCCUUCCAUCGCAUAAUCCCCAACUUUAUGCUCCAGGGCGGUGAUUUCACUCGCGGUAACGGCACUGGCGGAAAGUCGAUCUACGGCGAGAAGUUCGAGGAUGAGAACUUCAAGCUCAAGCACACGAAGCCUGGUAUCCUCUCGAUGGCAAAUGCCGGAAAGAACACCAACGGAUCGCAAUUUUUCAUCACUACGGUCACUACGUCUUGGCUCGACAAUGCCCACGUCGUUUUCGGCGAGGUCGUUGAGGGAUACGACACCGUAGUCAAGCGGGUCGAGGCGCUUGGUACUGCGUCCGGUACUCCCAAGGCGAAGAUCGUCAUCGCCGACAGCGGUGUUCUCUAA
Molecule: messenger RNA, 492 nt
Organism: Fibroporia radiculosa
Lineage: Eukaryota; Fungi; Basidiomycota; Agaricomycetes; Polyporales; Fibroporiaceae
Exons: 5
Coding region: 1-492 (163 amino acids)
Biological process (GO): protein peptidyl-prolyl isomerization; protein folding
Molecular function (GO): peptidyl-prolyl cis-trans isomerase activity
Source: RefSeq, a predicted model, not a curated record